UCAAAUUUUUAGGUUUCAUACACAUUGCUUCAGCGGUAAAUAUGGAAGAAAAGAACACCCAUGACCGGACGAGGGAGAGGAAGUUGCAAGAACAGGAGGGAUCGAGCAAGAGAACAAGAAAGAAUCAUGAUUCUGAUGACGAGGGUUCCAGGAAAAGAACAAGAAGCAAUCACUAUUCCGAUGCGGCAGGGUCGACAAGGGGAACCAGAAAGAAUCAUGACUCUGAUGCGGUGAGGUCGAGGUAUGGAACCAGAAAGAAUCAUUAUCAUCAUCAUGACUAUGAUGCAGACGGUUCGACAAAGAGAACAGGUAAGAAUCAUCAUGACGAGUGGUCGACGAAGGGAAAAAGAAAGAAUCAUGACUCUGAUGCGGAGGCGUCGAUGAAGGAAACCAGAAAGAAUUAUCAUUACUAUGAUGCGAAGAGUUCGACGGGGAGAACAAGAAGGAAUCAUCAUGACUACGAUGCCGAGGGGUCGAGGAAGGAAACUGGAAAGAAUUAUCAUUACUAUGAUGCAGAGAGUUCGACGAGGAGAACGAGAAGGAAUAAUCAUGACUACGAUGCCGAGGGAUCGAGGAAGGAAACUGGAAAGAAUCAUGACUAUGAUGCAGAGAGUUCGAUGAGGAGAACAAGAAGGAAUCAUCGUGACUAUGAUGUCGAAGGGUCGACGAAGGAAACUGGAAAGAAUUAUCAUGACUAUGAUGCCGAGGGGUCGAGGAAGGGAACCAGAAAGAGUCGUCAUGCCCAUGAUGCUAGGAGGGGAACUGGAAAGAAUCAAGACUCUGACGCAGCAGAGUCGACGAAGGGAACCAUAAAGAAUCAGGACUCUGAUGUGAGCAUCAGUCGAACGUCAGACGACCGUUCCAACCAGAGGCAAGAUGAUCAUGUUGGUGGCGGCCGUGCUUAUUAUGACCGAGAACAGAGGUAUGAUUCCUUCAAGCGUGUUUACUAUUGUUACCCACUAUCCUUUGUUGAAGACAUAGCCGACAUGGGAACUGGGAACAAAAUCAUUAUGCCAGAGGCGGCACUAAUGCCACUUAUGGAAACCCGGAUCACCAUGCCAAUGCUAUUUGAGAUACAGAACAACUCAACGGGGAAGGUUUCACAUUGUGGGGUUUUGCAGUUCACUGGAAUGGAAGCGGAAGCUAUCUUCUUGCCGGAGUGGAUGAUGAAGAACUUGGAAUUGGAAUUGGGGGAUUCUGUUACUUUGAGGAAUAAGAGCUUGGAGAAGGGGAAGAAAAUCAAGCUGCAGCCGCACACCAUGGAUUUCUUGGCAAUCAAGGAUCCAAAAGCUGCACUGGAAAGCAAUCUUCAGAACUUCUGCUGCCUAACGGCAGGGGAUACCAUCAUGAUCACUCAUGAAUGCAAGAGUUUUUACAUUAAUGUGCUAGAAACAGAGCCAGGUUAUGCUAUUUGCAUCACUGAUACAGAUUGUGAGGUCGACUUUGCUCCUCCUCUGGACUACAAAGAGCCUGAAAAAAGUCCUGUCAAGAAGGAACUAGCGACGACUGAGCAGCCAAAGUUUCAACCCUUCAAAAGACAGUUGCAAGGAGAACCUUCCACACAGGGUGUGGAAGAGAAGGAAAAGCAGAAAUUCGUAUCCUUCAUGGGUAAGUCAAAUCGCUUGGGAGGGGGAGCUUGGAAGCAAGAGGAGUGGAAUACGCAUCCAAAGUUUGAGGGUUUGGAUGAGGAGUCCUCCACAGUGUGGCCGGAAGAGCAAGAGAAGCAAACUAAGCAAGUCAAAUUCAUUCCUUUUACAGGUUCGUCAAGGCGCUUGGAUGGGGAGUCAGUUUCUGCAUCAUCAUCUAUACCUAUGACUGAUAAGCAACCAACUACUGUUGCAGGUGGAAUAAGUAUGGCUGUUAAACCAAUGUUCAAACCCUUUAUGGGUUUUUCCAGGCGCUUGGAUUCUGCUUGACAGGCAUUUGGUUGCUCUGUUUGACAGACACAAAUAUAAAUCGUUCUGUUUAUGUUAAUGUGAUAUAUACAGUACAAAUUAUUUGCAUUUUGUUGCUUAAUUUUGCUUAUCAUUUUUUUUCCCUUGUGCAGUAUAUUGUUGCAAUAAAUAGCUUAAUCAGAG
This is a messenger RNA of Rubroshorea leprosula, 2078 nucleotides long. The record is from the annotation of a GenBank genome assembly. NCBI's taxonomy places the organism in Eukaryota, Viridiplantae, Streptophyta, Magnoliopsida, Malvales, Dipterocarpaceae.